Messenger RNA from Ambispora leptoticha, 134 nucleotides. The record is from the annotation of a GenBank genome assembly. Lineage: Eukaryota; Fungi; Glomeromycota; Glomeromycetes; Archaeosporales; Ambisporaceae.
UUGAAGCAAAACACCUUAAAAUCAACUUAACUCUAAAAAAAAUAAAACCAUUCUUUACUUUAGAAAUAGAGGAAAAAUCUGAGGAAGGAAAAGUGGAAAUUUCAGUUUCCAUUGAGAAUAAACCAAAGAAUUAA